GAGGACUCCAAUGUCAAAAAUAGCCUUCCUCCACUCAGAAGCAGGCCAUAAGAUUACCAAUCCACAAGACAUAGUGGAAGAAUUCAGCAAAUAUUAUAGCAAAUUGUAUAACCUGGCAGUUGCCAGUGAUUCCCCCACACCUCAGCAAAGUGACAUUGAUGACUUCUUAUGAGAUGUUCAGCUACCAUCCCUCUCGACCGAAGAGGGCAAAAAACUGACCGACCUUUCACGACUCAAGAAGUACUACGAACCAUAGCACAGUUACCAAAACAUAAAUCACCUGGGCCUGACAGGUUCCCCAACCUCUAUUACCACACAUUUAGACACAUCCUGGCUCCUCAUAUGACCGACCUAUUUAAUCACUGCUUUAGAACAGGCAUCAUGCCCAAUGACAUGUUGAAAGCACAUACCUCCACACUACCAAAGCCAGGUAAACCCCCCACGCACUGCCCUAAUUUUUGACCCAUAUCCCUAUUAAGUUGCGAUACCAAGUUAUACGCUAAACCCAUAGUGAAAAGGUUAGCCACAAUAUUACCCCAUAUUGUACAUAAUGACCAGUCAGGAUUUGUUAAAGGCAGGCAAGGCUGCGACAACACUAGGAAAAUCCUAAAUAUAUUAUCCCACAUAGAGAGACAUGGUACAGAAAGCCUAUUUCUGGCCUUAGACGCUGAAAAGGCCUUCGAUAGGCUCAAUUGGGCCUACAUGUCAACAGUCCUAACCAAAUACCGCUUUCCACCGGAGCUCAUACUGGGCAUUUUGGCACUAUAUGGCAAUUCAUCAGCACAAGUCUCCAACUCAGGUUUUGUCUCAAAGCCCUUCACCCUUACCAAUGGCACGAGGCAAUAAUACCCGUUAUCCCCACUCUUGUUUAUACUAUCACUAGAGCCACUAGCUCACAAAAUCAGACAAGACCCGUUGAUCUCAGUAUUCCAAAUCCAAUCAAAUGAAUACCGCUUAGCAAUGUUCGCAGACGAUAUCUUAUUGUCUCUUAGCAAACCGGAGACAUCACUACCGCGGCUUCAGGCCAUCUUAGACGGUUAUGGGCAGGUGUCAUAUUACAAAUUUAAUAAGACUAAAACACAAGCUCUAUCGAUUAAUAUACUGACGCAACAAGUUCAAAACACACCGCAUAUCAGUUUGAUUGGCAACAAUCCUACACCACAUACCUGGGAGUUAAACUAGCACUACAUAGACAAAAAAAUGAUAUCCCUCAACUAUGCUCCGCUAACGAACAUAUGUAACUCUAACUUCCAGAAAUGGAAAGAUUUGCACCUGUCUUGGAUGGGGAGAUUGAACACAAUUAAGAUGGUAGUGCUACCAAAGAUUCUGUAUGUUUUUAGGAUGUUAUCCUUGCAAGUUCCGCUACAACUAUUCAAAACCGUCCAGACCACACUAAACAAGUUUGUGUGGGGAGACAUGAAACCACGCUUACCCCUAUCACUCCUUCAACUAAACCCGACAGAAGGAGGCUUGGGCCUUCCGAAGCUGUUGACCUACUACAUAUCGGCCAUCCUGGAGUCAGUCAUACGACUUCAUGCUCCCAAGAAUACUUUCCAAUGGGCAGACAUGGAACAAGACAAAAUACUUCCAACUCCUCUAACGAGUAUCUUGUGGUCACCAAAGGCACACCGCCCAAUCACAAACGUAUUAUAUCCUACAUUUGCCCUCACAUUAAAGGUAUGGGACACUCUCAGAUCUAACUGACCCGAAGACAGAAAAUUCUGUGCACAUGCACCUUUAGAAAUGUUGGAGAUUAGUGAUGUACCGAACGGUUCGCCAUUGAAAAUAUGGACAGAUAUGGGUGUUAAAAUAAUUUGUGACCUAUGCUCUCAAUCAACGGUUCUACAACAGAAAUACAAGCUACCUAACUCACUUAUUUUUUCAUACCUUCAACUCAAGAGCAUCAUAAAUACCAAAGUCAUGAUCCCAACGGACGUGUCCACCUCACGUAAUGACUCCGUAAUACUACUCCAUAAUAGAUGUCUCUCAGCUCCAACGAAACCUAAAGCUUUGUCUAUCUGCUAACAGACUCUAUUAAAUAAUGCUCCACCUAGCUCCUUUAAAUAUGUAGCACAAUGGGAGAAAGAAGGAAUGCCCAAGCUCACAGAUGACCAAUGGCUCAAAGCACUAAAUGCACUACGGGGCAACACGUCUUGCUUCUCUCAUGUGGAGGCUCACAAGAAGGUGAUCUUUCAAUGGUACCUCACGCCACAAAAGCUACAUAAAAUAUAUCCUGCAAUAGAUCCUAAAUGCUGGAGAUGCAAUACAGCCGAGGGACACAUGACUCACAUAUGCUGGGAAUGCAACGAGAUCAAACCCCACUGGACAUGAGUAUACACACUAUUGCAAGACAGAAUAGCAGAAACAUACUCUCUUACACCUACAAUAGCUCUCUUUUUGUUAUUUCCUGACACCUCAAGAUUGGAAACCAGGAAAAUUGCCACUCUGAUCAUCCUGGCAGCUAAGAACCUUCUGGCGCUUCAUUGGAAAUCUAAGUACUGCCCGACCAACACAUAACUAAUAGACAAAACAUACCAAUAUUACCAAUACAAAACUCUCUCCUCAAACUCUUUUGAAAAUACAAAGAAACUAGAGACUCUUUGGAAGCUGUGGCUGACAAGACACUAUCACCGCAAUAAACCUGAGAAAGAUAGAAAGUAAAUAGACAUUCCUCCAGUUAUGGGACAGAAAUCAAAGGCAGACUGCUCAAACGCACAGACGGUGUACCUUACGCAAGGCAACCUAGAGACAGACAAAUAGUACACAGUUGGUUAAAUGCACAGCUGAACAGACACACUACAUAGACGCACAAAUUUGACCAGACAUUCAUCUAAAUGGGAGGUAAUUCUAACAUUCAAUGCACAUAUAUACAUUCCUUCCCAGUUCAAUGCCUUCCCCCUCCCCGUCCCCUUCCCAUUAAGGCAUAGACUCAAGUUCGGCUACAUUUAUUGACAAUCUAGAUAAAUGGUUAUAUACAAACUACAGGGACAGAAUCCUUGUCUUACACAGGCAAAGACCCUAGCUUAAAAUGAAUAAUUAUUUAUCUCACAGAACGAGUAAGAUGUAGAAGGAGAAUCACAGCAAUUCUCCCAGUUGAGACCGGUAGUUCGCAAGAAGAAGUUGGAGGGUUUGUUUAGAAUCUGGCAUAGGCCUCCUACGAGAUUGCUAUCAAUUGUAAAUAAGCAUCUUAGAACGAUAAAAAUACCACAGUUGUAAUAUUAGCUACUAUCACACUGUGUUCAGCAACGAUGUUUAUAUGUACCCACAUACUUUUGGAUUGUCAUGAAAUAUGUCUCAAACUCUGAAUGUAACACGCAAGCUGAAAUGUUCAUUGUUUAUUGGAUUUGUCCCUCCUGUUUUCCCUUCUGUAU
Messenger RNA from Pelobates cultripes (western spadefoot toad), 3371 nucleotides. NCBI's taxonomy places the organism in Eukaryota, Metazoa, Chordata, Amphibia, Anura, Pelobatidae. The record is from the annotation of a GenBank genome assembly.